AUGGGCGAAAUAUCUCAAUUUUCCGUGGCCGCCGUUGAUGAGCAUACCUCGGGUCAAAUGGAUUUUUCAUGUCAAGAUGAGCUACUGGGCAAGAUACUGCAGAUCGAGAAAACUGUGGGCCAACUGUUGGAUUGGUCGAAAUCAAUAACGCAGAAGUUUGGCUUACUACGCCCCGAUCCAGCCAUAACUACGACCACGCCGCUUCCACCUUCCGCGGUGCUUGAGGACUGCAAUUCUGACCAUGAGGCUGAUGAUUUUUACCCAAGUUUCUCUCCCUGCUAUGCAUUUUGA
This is a messenger RNA of Prunus armeniaca (apricot), 291 nucleotides long. Lineage: Eukaryota; Viridiplantae; Streptophyta; Magnoliopsida; Rosales; Rosaceae. The record is from the annotation of a GenBank genome assembly.